This is a messenger RNA of Lentinula edodes (shiitake mushroom), 624 nucleotides long. RefSeq lists its product as uncharacterized. The record is from RefSeq and is a predicted model, not a curated record. The transcript is spliced from 2 exons. Bases 218 to 538 code for a protein of 106 amino acids. Lineage: Eukaryota; Fungi; Basidiomycota; Agaricomycetes; Agaricales; Omphalotaceae.
CGGGCGCCUUUCUACAGCUGGUGGCAAUCUAGAUGGCGAGGAUGGGGAGAAUAAGUACGAAUGGCGUUGGGGUCCUCGAACGCAUAGCGAGAUUGGAGAGAAGGCGGUACAGGAGUUCGUCGCAGAGUUUGGUUUAUUUUGUUCUUAACGAUUGCUGGUACGUUGCUAUCAAAACUUUCCUCCCCGAUUCUUCGGGAAAACUAUCAUCCGUCCCUUCAUGUUCCCAGUGGGUUGGGUAAUUCAACGAUGCAGAGGACAUCGUCGUAUGAAGGUUUUAUGUUCUCUUUUGCUGGUAUCACCUGUAUUUGCCUGCUUAUGCCAGAAGAGCGACACUUGUCAGUCCCCAAGAGUAGAGAGACGGUCGAUGCUGGGAGAUACACAAAGAUUACUUUACACAUGUAUACUAGUUGGAAGAGGAAAGGACAUCGAGUUUCGGGAAUGCAUGGAACUUUGGAACAUGGAACUUUGGAACAUGGAAGAAACAAACCGAAUGAUUUCCCUAGUUGUUCCGCUUUCUUCACACUCUUCAAACUUUUAAAUACUCGGGCUUUUCCGUCUCUGCUCAGUUGCCGUUCUUCAGGACUUCGACGACAUCGAUGUAGCGUCGAAGCAUUGUUUGUCCGA